UCGAUGGGACCCACUUGUCUUCCACUAUGCAUUCUUCUUCCUCGGGCGCACAUGCCCAUCACAGCCACUCGGAGAGCCCGACGCUUCCACUGUAACGCCAUCCGCCGGCCCCGCUCCGGCCGCUGUGCCGCGCUCCAGCUGCGCCAUCCGUCUGCCCUGCUCCGGCUGUCGUGCCGUCCGCCAGCCCUGCCCGCGCCGUCCGCCGGUCCUGCUCUGUCCGCCAUGCCGCGUUCCCGCCAGCACAGCUCGCGCCACCGCGCCAUCCGCUGGCCCCGCUCCGGCCGUGGCGCCGUGCUCCCGCCGGCCCCGCUCGCACCGCCGCGCUGCGCGCCGUCCGCCGGCCCCAGUCCGGCCGCCGCGCCGCGCUCCGCCGGCCUAGCUCGUGUGGCCGCGCCGCGCGCCGUCCGCCGGCUCCGCUCUAGCCGCAGCGCCGCGCUCCCGCCAGCCGUGCUCGUGCCGCCACGCUGCCCUCCCGCCGGCCCAGCUCGCGCCGCGUGCCAUCCGCCGGCCCUGCUCCGGACGCCACGCCCGCGCCGUGCUGCGCUCCUGCCAGCCCACGCCCGCACCGCUGCUCCUGGUGGAGCCACCCACCAGCUCGCUCGCACAGGCUUCAGACGGAGGAAACGGCACUCGACGGGGGUUGAAGUGGGUUCGUUUGAUCCCUUCAUUUUGGAGAAAUCAAACCAACCCGCAUCCAGAGGGUAUAUUCUCCUAGAUAUUGGCAUCCGUUUGGCUCCUCAGCUUCAACCUGAAUGAGCGGAGAUGAUGGCACGGUGAGGCUGCCUAUGGAGGAGGAAGAACGGGACGUAUAAGGUUGUGACCUAGGUGAACGGGGAAUCUAUUUAUCGUGCGCGCUACUAGCGUGCGAGCCAUCACAGAAGCUACCUCCGGCCAUGUUCAUCUUUCUCCCCGAGCCAGAGGAGGGGAGAGCUGUCAGACCCGGGGCCACCGGGCUGG
Panicum hallii is the source of this 957-nucleotide messenger RNA. RefSeq names its product atherin-like. NCBI's taxonomy places the organism in Eukaryota, Viridiplantae, Streptophyta, Magnoliopsida, Poales, Poaceae. The record is from RefSeq and is a predicted model, not a curated record. The transcript is spliced from 2 exons. The coding region runs from base 4 to 756 and encodes 250 amino acids.